Messenger RNA from Chinchilla lanigera (long-tailed chinchilla), 5948 nucleotides. It is a transcript of the gene Arhgef18, whose product is annotated as Rho/Rac guanine nucleotide exchange factor (GEF) 18. The record is from RefSeq and is a predicted model, not a curated record. Lineage: Eukaryota; Metazoa; Chordata; Mammalia; Rodentia; Chinchillidae. Gene Ontology annotation, molecular function: guanyl-nucleotide exchange factor activity. Gene Ontology annotation, biological process: small GTPase-mediated signal transduction.
CCCGGCGCAUCACCCUCAGACACGAGGCCCCAUGGCCGCCUCAGCCCUCAACCACUCCUGGCCAGCUCUGUCCAAGCGCUGGCUAAAGUGCUGGGCCUUCAAGCGAGGUUCUGAGUCCAAGCCAUGUGUCCAGCCCUUUGAUUCUGGAGCUGCAGCCUUGGCCGCCAAGAGGAGCUGCGGACCCUGGACACCUGAGGACCCAGGUUUCUUCACCAUGCAGGACGAGCAGGAGGACGGUUUUGCAGAGCAGCUCAGUGAGAGCACAGAGGACCUCAGCCUGGAUCUGGGGGCCCUGGAGGGCAGCGAGUAUCUCCAGGACCUGGGCCUAGGGGGCCCUCCCCUGAGCCCGCCUGGAGGGGCCUCGGGCAGCAGCACCCCAAAGGCGGAAGCGGAGAGAGACUCACCCUUCUCGAGCUCGGCGGGGGCCCAGACCCUGGUGCGGAGACGCAGCUGGGAGAGGUCACGGAGCUGCUCGGAGAGCUGGCAGAGGCUCGGCUGUGACCCCCCGCCUGGGGAUGAGAGCCCCUGCCUCACUCGGACGCUGGCCAGUCUCGCGCUCAACCUGUCGGAAGAAGGGCUGAAGACCUGGACCCAAGGGUGUCUGUCCGGGGUCGGGACUGCAGCGGAGCAGUCGGACACGGACAGCGGUAGCCCUGAGAAGAGAGGGAGGUCCAGGUCGGCACCCCUGGCCUGCGAGGAGAUCGGCUCCCUGGAACUCGCUCUGCACUCGGAAGCAGCUCCUGCAAGAGGCCUCGAACCCCCAGAGCUGGAGAACCUAGAGAAGGAUCAUGUGGAGCCCGACCACGUGCUGAUCGUCCAGCAAGUGCUUCAGGAGCUGCGCCUGUACCAUGGGGCCCGGCAGAGGGCUCGCCUGGCCGCCAGCCCCGGAGCCGCCCCCGCCAGCCUCACCUGGUUCGAGUUCCUGUCCGAGAGCGAGGACGGCGCCCCCAAGAGCGAGAAGAUUGUCAAGAGCACCCGGGUGAAACGGAGUCUGAGCUCCCUCCGCAGCCGGGUCACCAGGCAGAAGGAGAAGGGCAAGAGCCCAGCACAGCUGAAAGACAAGGCCCAGGACUUCAGGGACAGGUGGGAGUGUGUCCACGGGCACCAGCUGGCGCGGGGGACCUUCGCCGGCCACUCCAGCUGCCCGCUGUGCAGCAAGCCCUGCCUGAGCCCGGCCUCGAUGAAGGAGCCCCCGCUGCGGGGCACCCUCCUGUCCGAUGGCAGCCCGGCCCCGACCAGGACUGCGGUCGGCAUGACAGUCGCACAGAAAGGGGGUCCCCAGCCAACGCCCAGCCCUGCCGGCGCCGGCACCGGAACCGGGGUGCGACUCGGACCACUCACAGGAGAGAUGGAUGAAGCCGACUCUGCGUUUUUAAAAUUCAAGCAGGCGGCCGAGGACGCGCUGCCCCCCACGCCCUCCAUCGCCGAGCCCGUCUUCGUGGAAGACCCCUACACGGCCUCGCUGAGGAGCGAGAUCGAAUCGGAUGCGCAUGAGUUUGAGGCCGAGUCCUGGAGCCUGGCGGUGGACCCGGCCUACGCCAAGAAGCAGAAGAGGGAGGUGGUGAAGAGGCAGGACGUGCUCUACGAGCUGAUGCAGACGGAGGCGCACCACGUGCGCACGCUGAAGAUCAUGCUGAAGGUGUACUCCAGGGCAUUGCAGGAGGAGCUGCAGUUCAGCGGCAAGGCCGUCAGCCGCCUCUUCCCGUGCGUGGAUGACCUGCUGGACAUGCACAGCCACUUCCUGGCCCGCCUCAAGGAGCGCCGCCAGGAGGCCCUGGAGGAGGGCAGCGAGCGGAACUAUGUCAUCCAGAAGAUCGGGGACCUCCUGGUCCAGCAGUUUUCAGGCGAAAACGGGGAGAGAAUGAAAGAGAAAUACGGUGUGUUUUGCAGCGGCCAUAACGAAGCAGUCAGUCAUUAUAAGUUGCUGCUGCAGCAAAACAAGAAAUUCCAAAACUUGAUCAAGAAAAUUGGCAACUUUUCCAUCGUGAGGCGGCUGGGCGUGCAGGAGUGUAUUCUUCUCGUCACUCAGCGCAUCACCAAGUACCCGGUGCUGGUGGAGCGCGUCAUCCAGAACACGGAAGCUGGCACCGAGGACUAUGAAGACCUGACCCAGGCCCUGGACCUCAUCCGGGACGUCAUCUCCCAAGUGGACGCCAAGGUCAGCGAGUGGGAGAAGGGCCAGCGCCUCAGGGAGAUCGCAGGCAAAAUGGACCUGAAGUCCUCCAGCAAGCUCAAGAACGGGCUCUCCUUCCGCAAGGAGGACAUGCUGCAGCGGCAGCUCCACCUGGAGGGCACACUGUGCUGGAAGACCACAUCGGGGCGCUUGAAAGCAGAUGUCCUCGCCGUGCUGCUGACUGACGUGCUGCUGCUACUGCAGGAAAAGGAUCAGAAAUACGUCUUUGCUUCUGUGGACUCCAAGCCGCCUGUCAUCUCCCUGCAAAAGCUCAUUGUGCGGGAAGUGGCCAACGAGGAGAAGGCCAUGUUUCUGAUCAGCGCCUCCCUGCAAGGGCCCGAGAUGUACGAGAUCUACACCAGCUCCAAGGAGGACCGGAACGCCUGGAUGGCCCACAUCCGCCGUGCCGUGGAGAGCUGCCCCGACGAGGAGGAGGGGCCCUUCAGCGAGGCCGAGGAGGAGCGGAAGAUGGUCGAAGCCCGAGCCUUGAAACUCAAGGACUUCCAAGUGCGCCUGAGCCUGAGGGACCAGCUGAUCGCGCAGAGCCUCCUGGAGAAGCAGCAGAUCUACCUGGAGAUGGCCGAGAUGAGCGGGCUCGAGGACCCUGGCCCGGCGCGCGGCCUGUUCCGUGGGGGCGAGCUCGCGGAGACCCUGCAGGGCGGACACAUCCUCAGGUCCGCGGUGAGCGAGAUCGAGGGCAUCCAUGGCCUGAUCUGCAGGCGGCUGGGCAGCAUCGCCUGCCAGGCGGAAGAAGGAGGCAGCUCCGCGGGCCUGCCCCGAAGGGCUGAGACCUUCGGGGGCUACGACAGCACUGGCAGCCCCGGCAAGAACGGCAGUGCUAAGAAGGCCUGCAGCAGCGACCCCAGGCCCCGUGACUGGCGGGGCCCGGCCCCCAGCGUCCUGGACUCGAAGCUCAGGGAGGACGACAGCCUGGCGGGCGGCGAGGAAUCUGCACAGGCGGUGGAGGCGCCCGGUGUGGAGACAGGCCCUCGACUGCCCACCAUCCUGGAGUCGGAGCUUGUCCAGCGGAUCCAGACCCUAGCCCAGCUGCUGCUCAGCCUCCAGGCGGUCAUCGCCCAGCAGGACAGCCUGGUGGAAAUGCAGCGGGCCGCCAUCCAGGAGCGCGAGAAGCAGUUCCGGCUGCAGUCUUCGCGCGGGAACCUGCUGCUGGAGCAGGAGCGGCAGCGCAACUUCGAGAAGCAGCGCGAGGAGCGGGCGGGCGUGGAGAAGCUGCAGAGCCAGCUGCGGCAGGAGCAGCAGCGCUGGGAGCGCGAGUGCGCCCGGCAGCGGCAGGAGCUGGAGCUCGCGGGCGCGCGGCUGCAGGAGCGCGAGGGGCAGCUGCGCGAGCGGCUGGAGCAGGAGCGCGCCGAGCUGGAGCGCCAGCGCCAGGCCUACCAACACGACCUGGAGCGGCUGCGCGAGGCGCAGCGUGCCGUGGAGCGCGAACGCGAGCGCCUAGAGCUCCUGCGCAGGCUCAAGAAGCAGAACACGGCUCCUGGGGCGCUGCCGCCCGAGGCGCUGGCGGAGGCCCAGCCCGCAAGUCACCCUCCCAGCUUCAACGGCGAAGGGCUGGAGGGGCCCUCGGCGCACGCCAAGGCCCCAGGCACCCGCAUGACCCUGCUGCUGUCUGGCACCGGGCUGGAGUUUGCGGAGCGCCCUGAGGUGGCCCGCAGGGACAGCGCCCCGGCCGAGAGCCGGCCUGCCAAGAGCGAGGUGCCCAUCCAGCUGCUCAGCGCCACCAACCAGAUCCAGAGGCAGGCGGCCGUGCAGCAGCAGAUCCCCACCAAGCUGGCUGCCUCCACCAAGGGCGGCAAGGACAAGGGCGGCAAGAGCCGGGGCUCCCAGCGCUGGGAGAGCUCAGGCUCUUUCGACCUGAAGCAGCAGCUGCUGCUCAACAAGUUCAUAGGCAAGGAUGAGAGCGCCUCAAAGAACCGCCGCUCGGUGAGCCCCAUCCUGCCGGGCAGCCACAGCGCCACGCCCGCCCCGGACCCCGGUUUCCCAGCCCCAAGCCCGGCGCCAGCGGACGUCUCCCCCGAGGCCCUCGCCUUCCCGCCUGCGGCCCCGUGCCCCUCGCCGCUGCCGGCCACACCGCUGCCCACCAAGGAGGAGGCCAGCAAGGAGGACGUCAUCUUCUUCUGAGGGCCGCGGCCUCGGUGCGGGCCCCUCCCGGCCUUGCCCGCCCAGCUGUCCCCUCCCCUGCCCAUGCACACCCCCGGCGGCCACCCGGCUGGGUCAGCCUGUUGGUGCUUUGGGUCUCGGCUCUUUCUGUAGGAUUAGCGGUGGCACCUGGGUAAUUUCUUCAACCUCUUUAUAUAGAAGUUUUUCGUGGCAGGUUGAACCCCAGCUAAAUCCAGGAGCUAUUUUAAGCCGUAGGGUAGGUGAGAGACGGACUCCCAGCUGGUUUUCCCCAGCAGCAAAGAUGGGGCUGGGGGGUCCCCGUGGGGUUGGGGGACAGGCCAGAGCUCGGUCAGAGGAGCUGCAGCCCCAGCUGGGCUGCCCCACCGAGAGUCCACAGGGGCCAGUACCUUGGGCUGCGGUGGUCCAGAGGCAGGCCGGACCUUUGUACAACAGAGACCCCUGCUGGCCUCAGAGAAGCUGGCAGCCUUGGGGGUAGAGAGGCCGUGCGGGGAGCACCGGGGGUGACCCUGGGUACCCAGGCCGGCGCUGUGGGCUCGGAAGCUCACUUUGAAAGGCUGAGCAGCAGCGCUCCUGCUUGCUUGAUGGAGGCUGCGACUCCGCUGUCCUGCCCACGUGGGGUGGGAGCCCCAAGCCUCGGGCUUUAGCGAGGGUAGCUUAUACCCCAGGGGGGUCCUCGGCCCUCCAGGCUGCUCGGAGGAAGCCCCCAGGGCUAUCCCAUCUACCACAUCCAAGGACACGAGGAGGAAGCGCCCGGAGAUGCUGCCAGCCGCGGGCGAAUGGCCCUCGUGCUGGCACCCCGUCUUCAAGAGUUGUGGCUGGGGAGAGCACAUUUCAAGCCUCUUCCCGACCCUGGCUGCCUGAACCGAGGUGGUGGCAGCUGGGCCAGACCCCAGGCUGGCUGUUCUUGCUCCUAGGGGGGUGGCACUGGGGUGCCAGCCACCGCCAGGUCGUUCUCCCACGCCCAGCAGGGGACUCGCUGUCUGACGUGCAAGCGGGGAUGUUCCCGGCACGGGGCAGGGGCUGUCAGGCGCUGUCACGUUGAGUGUACAGUGCGGCCCUGUUGGCCGUCGGCGAGGCCAGUGUGCACCUCGGGCCCAGGAGGCGUCCGGGCGGGCACAGGCGCUGACGGCGCAGGAAGUCACACGCCAUCCCCACCUCGCCAUCGUCCCUGGGCUCCUGCUCUGACAGCCUGGAGGCGUCCCGACGCCUCGGUCCUGUCUGUUGGCCCUGUCCUGUGUCCCCACACCCCCCAGGUCCCGUCUGUGCCAUGUUCUAAUCAGUGUUGUGUAUUUUGUACUGCGAUGUUCGGAGCACUUUAGAAAAGCUGACUGAGUUCUGCUCUGUUGUGGAGCGGAAAUUCCUGGUCCCACCCCCACCUCAGUGCUCUGGUCCCCCAGGAGUGUUUGGAUCUGGGGUGGGGGGCUCCCCAGUCACUCCCGGUAGAGCCCGAUUUUGUCCGCAAAGCUGGCGGCUGAGCUCUGUUCGGCGGGAUUUGUCCGUGUCACUGGUGUCUGCUAUGACCGUGACCUUAGCCCACCUGACGUUAUUUCUAGUGAUUACAUUUCCUCACUGUGGGAUACUUCGGGAACACCUAGAACUUCGGAUCGGAUCCUAGCAAUAAAAGUGUCCAAGAUGA